Molecule: messenger RNA, 837 nt
Organism: Aspergillus ruber CBS 135680
Lineage: Eukaryota; Fungi; Ascomycota; Eurotiomycetes; Eurotiales; Aspergillaceae
Exons: 2
Coding region: 1-837 (278 amino acids)
Source: RefSeq, a predicted model, not a curated record
AUGCAAAUAACAAGCCGCAGAACCCGUCUGGCUAUCGCCUUAUUUUUCCUCCAAGUGGUCGACCUCACCUUCGCAACUCUUUGCUACAACCCCGAUGGCUCAGUAUCCAACGAUGUUCCCUGUAACAGCACCGCCUCUGUCAGCGUAUGUUGCACGCAAGGCUUCAUCUGCACAGCGAAUAUGCUCUGCCAACCACAAGGGUGGUACGACAACACAACUGGGAAUCCAUUACAGCUUAUUCGCGGGACAUGCACAGAUAAGUCUUGGUCUUCGAAUAAGUGCCCGGGGUAUUGUGUGGCUGAAAGCGUGACCGGCGGCGAAUGGGUUAUGCGCUGCGGCAAAAACUCGACUUCAUACUGCUGCUCAGCCGACGACUGCUGCAGUGAUUCGAGCGUUGAUCGGUUGACUUUGCCUGACCCUGAUGUAACUGCAACAGCUGGGAUAGCUCCAACGACGACUGCAACAACGGCAUCGGCAUCCACGCAAACUAGAUCAUCUGCUACGACAUCGGGAAUCCCCACGUCAACUGCGUCGAGUAAUGGCACUACCAGUGGGUCAAAUUCGAAAACAAUUGGUAUCGGCGUGGGUGUUGGUGUAGGUGCAGGGGUAGUAAUCCUGGGAAGUCUCGCAUGGUUGAUAUUUUGGCGACGAGGGAAGACAAAAAAAGCGGAUGCUGCGUAUAUUGCUUCUUUACCACAGCAGUCGCAACAACGGGAUUUCUUCCCGCAAGAACUGGACUCGACGGUUCCACACAAGGUGGAAUAUCCACAAGAACUAGACUCGACAAAUCCACCAGGAUAUGCACAUGGGAAUCGGCCGGUAUUUGAAGUACAGUGA